Rodentolepis nana is the source of this 2712-nucleotide messenger RNA. Lineage: Eukaryota; Metazoa; Platyhelminthes; Cestoda; Cyclophyllidea; Hymenolepididae. The record is from the annotation of a GenBank genome assembly.
AUGCCGCUUUCUAUCACGAAUUCUGAUCGUCAUUUUCGGCGAAGUGGUACGCUAAAUUCUCAACACAAGCAAACCCUAGCUACAAUUACCGGGGGCUACAUAAUCCCCGAUUUAUUGGGAACAGAAGUUCACACUCCUUCAUACUCAAGCAGUGGCACAGAUUAUUACUGCUCAUAUUCAUCUGUGGGGAAUAGUGAUCGUCAUGCCUUCUUGCCAACUCUGGUUCCCCGGAUGAGGAGGCACAAAGGUAGCCAUGGUCUCUUAGUUGAUGAGAGGACAGCUCUAAGACAUCUUUCUGAAGCGGAUGAAGAGGAAGAAGGUACAGAAGGGGAAUUGGAUAAAGGGCAGGAGGAAACAGAUACUCUCAAUCCCUCUUCUUUUGUGGAAGUUCACAAUCAUAGUAAACAUCACUCAUCCGCACACUCUGUAUCAGUUAUCAGUAACUUGAUGGAGAAAAGUGAUUUACUGCGCCGACCGAUGUCUCUAAUGCUUCCGCAUGCACGGAAGGUAAUAAAUUGGGCUACUAGACCUUAUCUGGCCUCUUCUGUGCCUUAUAUUCAUUUCUCAAAGUACUUUGAUGAAGAGAUAUUCAAUGAAUCUGGUUCAGGAGAGUAUCGACUGGAUCGGAAGCCGAGGCAAGGGUCUGCUUAUUCGCCGGAUCAAGUGGCUGGCGGAUUUGUGGAAGAUCUUCCAAUAAAUAGAAAACCAGAAGGGAAACUCACUCUCGGUGUUCCUAUUCCUGAGGAUGGUGGCGAAGUAGAUGGAGAAAAUGGUGAGUUGUCUUAUUGCCAUGACACACAAGGCGUUGUGGAUAAUACACCAGAGAAUCCCGACCCCCUUCACUACUCUCGGAGUCUUGGAGGAAAGCGCAGCUCUCGAGGAGAUGGAGUUGGAGGUCGUAGAGGAGGUGAUAUCUCUGUGAGCAUGAUGAGUACUCGUUCGAUGAUUCAGGGUUCGGUAAUCACCUUCCGAGAUGUUGAGUAUGUGGUGCCUGUGAGGAAGAUGCCUUGCGCGAAAGUUAAUAAGAAAGUGGUGUUGAAUGGAGUGAGUGGAAUCAUGCGUCCAGGAGUGAAUGCUAUCAUGGGACCCACUGGUUGUGGUAAAUCAUCGCUGCCUUGUUUUCCCUCAAUACGAGCUUCCACUCUUUUUUCAAUGGAAGCUCAUGGAUUGGCAGAAUUGUUUACUGUUGUAGACGAUAUUCUCAUGGGAACAUUGACAGUACGCGAGUCUCUCUAUCUCGCCGCGAUGCUGAAGAGGAAGAAAGGCUACUCAUUAUCUGAGACCAGGGAGAAAGUCAAUGAGAUUCUUGAUGAACUGGGAUUAACGAAAAUCGCUGACAGCAAGAUUGGAACGGAGUUGAUUAGAGGUAUUUCGGGUGGAGAGAGGAAGCGGACGAGUAUUGGAAUGGAAAUCAUUGCAGAUCCGUCCGUGCUCUUCUUAGAUGAGCCUACAACAGGACUUGAUGCAUUUACUGCUGGCAGCGUCAUUCAAACCUUGAAGACGCUGUCUCAACGCGGGCGAACAAUAAUCCUCUCCAUCCAUCAGCCGAGAUACUCAAUCUACAAGUUAUUUGACUCCCUUACGUUAAUGUCCAAUGGUCGAAUAGUCUACCACGGCCCGGCUCGUAAUGAACCGGUGAAUUACUUCUCUAGACUAGGGUACAUAAUUGAAGACCACAAUAAUCCGCCCGACUUUUUCCUGGACAUUCUCCACGGCGAGGUUAAACCUAUCAGCAAGUCAAGAGAGCGUACGUUUCCAUUAUCCUCAAAAGUCUACUUUAUUAAUCGAACUUCAAACACUGCAAGCUAUGCUAAGCCUGAAUCACUGCGGAAAAUUGGGUAUGCAGCCUCCUUUCCACGAGAACUGCUUAUUGUCUGUUGGAGAACCACGCUGACUUUGAUUCGUGAUCCUCAGGCUUCGAUAGUUCAAACACUCGUCUACCUCUUUUUCGCAGUGGCGAUGGGAGUUGUCUACUUCGGUCUGGACAAUUCCCUCGAAUCUGGACUCCAAAAUCGUUCCGGUCUCUUCUUUUUCGCAACCCUCCAAGUCGUCUUUGUAAACAUUGGAUCCAUUGAAUUAUUCCUCAAAGAGCGGGCUAUAUUUAUCCAUGAACACUCGAGUGGUUACUAUCGCGUGUCGUCGUAUUUCCUAGCGAAGUUGAUUUGCGAUGUGCUGCCAACGAAAGCACUCCCUGUGCUCUUCUUCAUGCCCAUCACUUACUGGAUGGCAAAACUCUAUCCGGAUGCUGGAAAAUUCUUCUUUUUUGAAUUCAUCUUGGUUCUCAGUACCGUGGCAGCAGCUGCUGCAGCUAUGGCUGUAUCAGCUAGUGUCACUCUCUUUUCAAUUGCCAAUGUCAUCAUCUCCAUUCUCUUUGUGUUCAUGAUGGUAUUCGGAGGCUUCCUGAUCAACUUGGAGGCCAUGGCCAGCUGGUUGAGUUGGCUUCGUUACUUUUCCAUUUUCAAUUACACAUUUGGUGGUCUUCUUGUCAACGAAUUAUCUGAUUUAACCUUCUGCCCUACCACAAACAGAUCAACGCCAACUUUCAAUGAUACCCGAACCUGUGAAUCCGGCCGCGUUUACUUGGACACUUUGGGAUAUGCCAAUGCGAAUCCCUGGGAUCUAUGGUUAAAUGUUGUUGGACUCGGUGUGAUAAUAGUAACCUUUUUCCUUUUGUGUUAUAUCCUUCUACGCAGUAUCAACACUUACAAGUAG